Messenger RNA from Rotaria sordida, 828 nucleotides. NCBI's taxonomy places the organism in Eukaryota, Metazoa, Rotifera, Eurotatoria, Philodinida, Philodinidae. The record is from the annotation of a GenBank genome assembly.
AUGUCUAGAACACAAGGAAAAUUAUCAAAUCAUCAAAUAAAAGAAUUACGUGAUACAUUCAAUCUUUUUGAUCGUGAUCGAAGUGGAACAAUAUCAUCAUCUGAACUUCAACAAGUAUUAACUGCUUUAAAUUUUAAACCAACAGAUAGUUUACUUCGAAAAAUCAUGAAAGAAAUGGAUAUUGAUGGUAAUGGUACUAUUGAAUUUGAAGAAUUUAUUAGAGUAAUGGGAAGUGUUUAUGAACGAAAAUUUACAGAAAAUGAAAUGCGUCAAGCAUUUAAAUGUUUCGAUACAGAUAAUUCUGGUUAUAUUACAGUUGAAGAAUUACGUAAAGUUUUACGUCAAUUAAAUCAAAAUAUAAGUGAACAACGAAUUAUUGAUGCUUUAGCUCAAAUAGAUAUUGAUCAUGAUGGAAAAAUUAGUUUUGAAGAAUUUGUACAUCUAUUUGAAGAACAUAAAUAUAUAUUAAUUAGUACAAUGCCAAUACAAUUGUCAGAUUUUCAAAAGAUCGGUCUCGGUCUGUCAAUAUUUGGUGUUGGUUUUAUUUUUUUUGGUAUGAUUUUAUUAUUUGAUAAAGGUUUACUUGCAGUUGGAAAUAUUUUAUUUCUUGCUGGUUUAAGUAUGAUUAUUGGAUUUGAACUUGUUUUAAUUGGUUGGCCAUUGAUUGGAAUGAUUUUUGAAUUAUAUGGAUUUUUUCUUCUAUUUGGCGGUUUCAUUCCUAUUGCAAUUAAUUUUCUUCGACGUUUGCCAAUUAUCGGUUCAAUUUUAUUAUUACCCGGUAUUCGACAAGUUGUCGAUAGAUUAUGUGAAAGUCGAUCAAUGGUAUAA